UCUUCUUCAUCCUCAUCCUCUUCAUCCUCAUCCUCUUCAUCCUCAUCCUCUUCAUCCUCAUCCUCUUCAUCCUCAUCCUCUUCAUCCUCAUCCUCUUCAUCCUCAUCCUCUUCAUCCUCUUCAUCCUCAUCCUCUUCAUCCUCAUCCUCUUCAUUCUCAUCAUCCUCUUCUUCUUUUCCUUCUUUUUGUCUUCCUCUUGCAGGUCACUGCUCAUGCGCAGAUUUUUUAUCGUGGGCUAUUUGGUCGGCCAUUUUUCGGUAUUUUGUCAGAUUUUUUUUUCCGGUAAAGUUGGAAAAAAAAAUCGGCCGAUUUUGCCGAUUGGCUGAUUUUCGCGGCAAUGAUGGGCAAAUCGGCCGAUUUUUUACC
This is a messenger RNA of Staurois parvus, 366 nucleotides long. The record is from the annotation of a GenBank genome assembly. NCBI's taxonomy places the organism in Eukaryota, Metazoa, Chordata, Amphibia, Anura, Ranidae.